GGAAUCAGGGAAAGCAUUGCAGCCUGAGGAUUUUCACUUGUUCCAGGAGGCCAACAACAUGAAAAGAGCAUUUUGUGGCCGUGUCAGACCUCCUGCGAGAUUGCCGGUAUGGCACAAGACACAGCAACAACCACUUUAUUCUUCCAGGUGUGGAUGAUGAAGGACGUGCAAACGCCGAGCAAGUUAAAGAUGCACGGAAGUUGUACCUGGAACUUGCCAUAUCUGUCUCGGUUUCCCUGUUGCUAGCGAUGAUUCUGUGCUGUCUUCUUUUCUGGUGGUGCAGGAAGAGAAAGCAGCGCCUCGCUGCAGCUGAUGGAGCGCAGGACGAUAGCAGCAGCUACAGCUCGCAGUCAGAGGAGGAGUCUGCUGACCUCGAGUGGCCCGAUGGACGGACAAACCACCAACCAUCUGUGCGGGAACAACCUGCCCACCAGCCGCAGGGCACCAGCAGAGCGGCCCCUGCCAGGCUGAACAGCCGCCGGGCUCAGCUAGCCCCGCCUCGACCCCCGCCGCCCCCCAGCUCGGGCUCCGCAUCGCGGGGGAUGAGCGACAGGCCCAGCAGCCCCCAGCCACAGCGGGCAUCAACGCCGCCCCCCCGUCCUCCUCCACCAUCCUUCAAGGGACAGAAGGAACCCGCCCGGGGUGGAGGCUUGCGGUCAUCGGCCAGCAGCGAAACAAUUGCUCCCCGGCAGAAGAGCGACAGGCCCAGCAGCCCCCGGCCGCAGCGGGCAUCAACGCCGCCCCCCCAUCCCCCACCACCAUCCUUCAGGGGACAGGAGCGGUCCCCUCAGCGUGUCGGCUCGCGGGCAUCAUCCAGCACCUGGAUAACUGCUGCCUCGGGGAAGUCUGAGAGGCCUGGCAGCCCCCAGCCCCCCCCAGCACUGCCACUGCCCUCCCCCUCCUCUCCACCAUCCUUUAGGAGGUGGGAGCAGCGCCCCCAGGGUGUCAGCUUGGGGGCAUCAUCACACCCCUGGAAAACCACUGCCAGGGGGAAACAGACCAGGCCCGGCAGCCCCCAGCCCCCCCCAGCACCACCUCUGCCAUCCCCGUUCCCUCCAUCACCUGUCAGGGAAUGGAGGCGAUCUGUGCAGAGUGCAGGCUCGGAGAAACAGUCGGACAGGACAGCCGCUGCCAGGGGGAAGCAGGACCGGCCCAGCAGCCCCCGGCCUCCCCAGGCACCGUCACCAGCCUCCUGUUCCCCACCACCAUCCUUCAGGGGACGGGAGUGGCCCCCUCAGGCACCCCCACUGCCCUUCCGCUCCUCUCCACCAUCCUUUAGGAGGUGGGAGCAGCGCCCCCAGGGUGUCAGCUCGGGGGCAUCAUCACACCCCUGGAAAACCACUGCCAGGGGGAAACAGACCAGGCCCGGCAGCCCCCAGCCCCCCCCAGUGUCACCUCUGCCAUCCCCAUUCCCUCCAUCAUCCAUCAGGGAGUGGAAGCGAUCUGUGCAGAGUGCAGGCUCGGGGAAACAGUCUGACAGGACAGCCGCUGCCAGGGGGAAGCAGGACCAGCCCAGCAGCCCCCGGCCUCCCCAGGCACUGUCACCAGCCUCCCGUUCCCCUCCACCAUCCUUCAGGGGACGGGAGUGGCCCCCUCAGGCACCCCCACUGCCCUUCCGCUCCUCUCCACCAUUUUUCAAGGGACAGCAGUGGCUGCCCCAGCAUGACAGGCCUGGCCGCCCCAGGUCCCCCCAGGCCUCCAUGCUGCCCUCCCCCUCCUUUCCACCAUCCUUUAGGAGGUGGGAGCAGCCCCCCCAGGGUCUUCGCCAGGGGGAAUUAUCCAACAGACCGACAACUGCGGCCUGGGGGAAGCGUGAGCGGAUCAGCAGCCCACAGCCGCCCCGAGCUCCAUCCUCUCCCUCCCCUCAAGCAUCUUUCAGGCGGUGGGAGUGGCCCCCCCGGGGUGUCAGCUCAGGGGCUUCAUUAGAUAAGUGGAAUACCACUGCCAGGGGGAAACAGACCUGGUCCAGCAGCCUCCAGCACACCCCAGCACUGCAUCUGCCCUACCGCUCCUCUCCGCUCUCCAUCAGGAGGUGAGAGCACUCCCAGCAUGUGGGUUUACAGACACUGACAUCCACAGAACCACUGCUGUCAUGUACCUGAGAUUACCAGCCUCCUCAGUACCAAUAAA
Molecule: messenger RNA, 2130 nt
Organism: Lagopus leucura (white-tailed ptarmigan)
Lineage: Eukaryota; Metazoa; Chordata; Aves; Galliformes; Phasianidae
Product: vegetative cell wall protein gp1-like
Exons: 2
Coding region: 249-2036 (595 amino acids)
Source: RefSeq, a predicted model, not a curated record